Molecule: messenger RNA, 873 nt
Organism: Dichomitus squalens LYAD-421 SS1
Lineage: Eukaryota; Fungi; Basidiomycota; Agaricomycetes; Polyporales; Polyporaceae
Exons: 2
Source: RefSeq, a predicted model, not a curated record
ACAUCCUGAUAGCGCUACAUGGCGCGCUCGCGCACACAUGGUUCUCACGAGUUCGCGCGAAUGUACUCCCCCGCCCUUUCCUCCCUCCGAAUCGUCUGGUGGUCCCGGCGAUCUUCCUACGGAUGUCGGCGCCCCCGAAAGCUUGCCUUUCGUUGUCUACCGCAGGCACGAGGAGUUCUGGUUCGAGGACGGGAACGUCAUUGUCGUGGCGCGCGGCGGCGUCGGAUUUCGCGUUUACAAGGGCGUUCUUUGCGAAGCGGGAACUGCUUGGGGGCCAAUGUUCAGCAGGCAUGAUGGGCCGAUGCACGAAGGCGUCCCAGUCAUCUCUCUCACGGAUGACCCUGGAAAUCUUACUCUUGUGAUGAGGAGACUCAUGCCGCCCCAAAGAAUGGGCGCCGCUCCUCCAAGCUUUCUUGACAUCACGACCCUGUCCGCAUGCGUUCGACUCGGGUUCAAAUACGGGAUGGACACGUUGAUCACGCAUUGUCGGGACUUCCUACUAGACCUAUUUCCUUGCGAUUUUGACGAAUGGCUGGACCUGGAAGGCCGCAAGUUCUUGCGCACACUAGAGGAGCGGGCAGAGUUCCUCGUUCCCCUUGUCAAUCUAGCGCAUCUGUUACAGUACUGGUACUUCGUGCCCGCCGCCCUUCUUCUCGCAUGCACGGUUCCAGAGGCCCAGCUUGUCAGUGGGUUUGAUUUACCCGACGGGACGACCGAGCGGCUCUGCGCCGAGGACUACGCUCGCGUGGCGCAUCUCCAUAGCGAGCUGAGAGCGCGGCUGCCAGUGAUGCUCUGGGAGCUGCUCGACGAGUUUCACCCCCCUUCCACCUGCGUCAAAGGCCCAGGGGAGUGCAGCGCGAGUGUGAAGUCGCC